CUUUUCGUUCAGUCUGUAUUUUUCAAACCAAAAUGGGCAAAACGAAAGGUGGGCUUCCGCGUGGAUCGCUGAUGGACGUCGACGAGCUGCGACCCGCGUCGAGCAGCGCCAGACAGCCCGCCUCGUCUGCAGGUGGAUUCGGAGCACACGCGUCGCCGUCAUCGUCGGGCGGCUGGACUGGCAUGGCGGUGGACGGACAGCCUGCCGGUCGCCAGCCGGCAGCCCAGCGCAAGAACAAGAACGGUCAACGCGGAGCCGCUCGCGGUGGUCGCAAUGGACGCGGUGGGGCGCAAGCUCAACACCAGCGCCAGCAAGGGCGCAGUCACGCUCAGGCCCAGGUCCAGCAGCAUGGCCAUGAUGCCGGAUCCAGCUCGAUGGACUUGGACUCGCCCGCUGGCGUCGCGUCCAAUGACAACGGCUACCACGAUUCAGAGUUCAUGUCAGAUGCGGCCAUAGGCAUGAUUUUGAGCUCUGGAGCGGCGGCAGGCCGGGGCGCUGGAGGAUUCUUGUCGGCGGGAAUGGGUCUUGACGAUGGUGGCGCCGGCGAGGAUGCAUCCCUCACCGCUGGAAACACGCGCGAUCGGAGCAACCUUCCUGAAGCAGGCGACGGUGCACAGGCGGCCCUGGAGCUACUGGAGGAGCAGUCGAUGGCGAAAAAGGCAAAGCAACAGUUCGCCAAGGCUCAACGCGCUGGCAAUCUCAUGGACGAUGGCACUGGCAUGAUACCCUUUUCUCGAGCUCGCGCUUUCCCUAGUGGCGAACUCGUGAUGCUAGAUGCUAGCGAGCUAACACCUAUUCCAUCGUCACUGCGCAAAACCAUCGACGGCACAAAGCGAGUUGGCAAGCGCAAAGUCACGGCCAAGUCCAACCGAAAGAAGAUUAAAAUGUUUGAAAUGGCCAGCAACCGCGCUGCUCAAUCUGCCACAAGGUUGGCCAAGUUGGAUGUCAAGCAUGCAUUGCGGGAAAAGUUCAAGCACUUGUAUUGAAGACACAAAACACAAAGAGAGACGAUUUGAAAUAUUCCAUCUGUGAGAUUCUUGUUCCAGUUCCAAUUUUCACAGUUCAAAC
Molecule: messenger RNA, 1068 nt
Organism: Capsaspora owczarzaki ATCC 30864
Lineage: Eukaryota; Filasterea; Ministeriida; Capsasporidae
Exons: 3
Coding region: 33-986 (317 amino acids)
Source: RefSeq, a predicted model, not a curated record